Coregonus clupeaformis (lake whitefish) is the source of this 3483-nucleotide messenger RNA. Its product is annotated as tudor domain-containing protein 5. Lineage: Eukaryota; Metazoa; Chordata; Actinopteri; Salmoniformes; Salmonidae. The transcript has 18 exons. Gene Ontology annotation, biological process: spermatogenesis. The record is from RefSeq and is a predicted model, not a curated record. Bases 103 to 2979 code for a protein of 958 amino acids.
CUCGCUGCCUGUCUGAUUCCAGAAAAUGUGUCUUAAACUUCAGACGACUACCGUGGAAUCAACUGACAUACUGUUUGACCUCCUGUAGAAAAGUCUCACAGAAUGACCCAGGAGCAGUUGCUCUUGGGCCUGAAGAAGGAUGUGCGCUCCCUGCUCAUCUCAGCCAAGCAGGGCCUGACCCCAGAUCAGCUGAAGCGAGAUUACAUCAACAUGCUGGGCCACCCCAUGCCCCUGAGGAUCCUUGGCUUCCGCAAUGUACUGGACAUGAUCCGGGAGAUGCCCGACGUGGUGUAUGUCCACUAUCUAGGAGAUGGCAGCAUGGUAUUGAAGGCGGUGGCGGAUGACGCCACCAGAGGCAUCGUGGAGUUGGUGGCCAAGCAGCGCAACGCCAAGAAGGCCCCGGCUCGGCGUGGCGGUGUGGGCUUCUUCUCCCCACGCUACCAGCAGCAACACCCCAUGGUCCUGCCGCGGCGUGGCCACGCUCCCCUGGCCCUGCCGGCCCAGCUCCGGGCACAGCUCCACCAGCUGCUCUCCCAGGGGGCCGUGGGCCUAUCGGAGCUGGAGACAGCCUUUGCCCGCCGCUUCGGCUUCCCUUUACGCGUCAACAACUACGGCUUCUAUUCCAUCGUUGAGAUGCUGGCGGCGGCCGCCGACCUAGUGGCGGUCACACAGAGCAGGAUGGGCUCCCUGCUGUCCCUCAGGGGGGCAGGGGUGGCAUCACGGAUGAGGACCGGACCCAUAAAGCCGCUCUUCCCACUGAAGCAGACCUUCCAAACUGUUCCUAUCGUAAGGCCGAUGACACAGACAAACUCAGUCCCAGUAGAAAAACCCACCACAGAGUCCAGUACUGAUAAUCCAAAGUCCAGUACUGAUAAUCCAAAGUCCAGUACCCAGAAUCUUGUGGCACCAGCGCCAAUCCCUGAGGCUGCAGUCCCUAACAGCCCAGAGGGGGACCAGGACUCUCUGCCAAUGGAUUACACAACACCACAGCCUGAACCUGAACCCACGCAGGACGGACAACUGUUUCAGAAGUGUGUCAUCAAGCUAGAGGAGGAGCUUAGGCAGUGUAUUCUGGAGAACGGGCAUGCGGGCACAGUCAGUCCAGAACUAAAGGCCAAGCUUCGUCAGGUUGUAGCCCAAAACAGCGAGGGACUAUCCGUCCACGAUCUCCCUGCAGAAUACAAGAGGGUGUUUGGGGAGGAGCUGCCGGUGGUCCAGAGUGGCUUCCUGAGCACCACAGAGAUGGUGGGUGCCCUGAGCGACACGCUCUACCUGCGGCCCGUGGUGGGUGACGAGGGCAACCACUGGAUGGUCAUGGACAUCCAGAAUUCCCCUGCACACGCAACGCCACAACAACCAGGAGUGGCAGAGCCAGAAGGCCCCAUUGAGGGUAUCAAGGCUCUGAACCCGUCAGGUACGGGCUACUACUUCAGCUGUGCGGAGUCUCCCUGGGAGGGCCGGGAGGGAGAGGGAGAGGGAGGCGAGGCCAACCCCGACCUGGAGGAAGACAUGGAGCUCCGCAUCACCACCAAGACCUUCCACCAGAUGGUGGAUAUUUACGGCUCGGUGCCGGUACGUUGUCGGCGUGGGGCGGUGGUGCCCCCGGACGCCAUGCGGGGCCUUAGGCUGAGGGCCCCCACGUGCAGGGGCCCCCGGGAGCUGGUGGCCGUGCUGGUGGAGCACAUGGAGUCACCCUCGAACUUCUACAUCCGCUUUGAUGAGAGCCAGGAGGCCCGCGCCCUGGAGAACAUGAUGAUUGAGAUGAGGAGCUGCUAUACCUGUCCCGAGGUGUCAGAGCGCUACAGUCUGCCGGAGCGCUACGUGCGUACGGGCCAGGUGUGCUGCGUGGCGCCCCAGGGCAUCUGGUUCUACCGCGUGGUGGUUCACCGGGUCCUCAACGACACCCAGGCAGAGGUCUACUACGUGGACUUUGGAGACCUCACCACCGUCCAGAGGAGCAGCCUCAAGUUCCUCAAGUCUUGUUACUCAGAGCUCCCAGCACAAGCAGUCCCCUCAUCACUGGCUGGAAUCAAGCCUUUCGGUGGCAGCUGGAGUGCCAACGCCAAGACCUCCUUCCAGAAGCUGUGUUGUGAACGCACCCUGGUGGCAGCCCUGCACGGCUACCAUGCCGACUUCCUGCAGCUCUUUCUGUGCGACACACACACCGAGGAGGACGUGUACAUCCACAGCGCCCUGCAGGCCCAGGGCCAUGGGCUCAGCUGCGCCCCUGCCGUCAGCGCAGUGAAAUGUGGCCAGUUCAACCCAGUGAGCCUCUAUCUGGGCGAAGGCGUGUUCGACGAGGGGAUGGAGAUAGAGGACGAGGACCCCACCCUGGAGCCUUGCCCCGAAGCCACCACCACUCCCCAGCACAACACCACCCAACCCCAGCCCAAGAGCUCCCCUUGCUCCACUCACAUGGCCCCUAACCUCGUGGGGGAAGAGGAAGAUCUGCCUGACCUCCCGGCACUGGAGUUCAUCGAGGUCAACUCCACAGCCCAGGUGGGCCUGAAGGCCAACCCGUUUGCUGCUCUGCAGAGUAAGGACCCGCUGCUGCUGUGCUGUAGUGACUGGGACCAGGGCUGGACACCCAACGCCCCUGCCCCAGAGGUGGUACAGCCCAAGGCAGACCUGAUUAACCAUGGAGACACCGCUAAUAUGCUUCAGCCCCCCCCUCCUUCACCUAGUGCCGGUGCCAGUGAGCUGAAGCAGCCAUGGCAUGUAAAUGAUGGAGGGGCUGUGCCCCCAGUAUCCCUCAUGCCCGCUGUGCCCCCACAGCCCUCCACUCUGAAAACCCUGAGCCUCCAGACCCCCGGACUGAUGCAGACCCAGAGUGCUCCAUACGGUACAUCCAUGUUCCCUCUGUUUGGGAUGGGGGACGUGCUGCGUGUCACCUCGCCCUUCGCCCUGGGCCCGGCCGCCCGUCUGGCUACCGGCACUGGUUCCCACCUCCUCAACUGGUACCCUCACAAAAUGGCCUGAACACACACACACACACACACACUUCCUCAAUACACAACUGGUCAAACCAGCAUUAUCCUAUUAUGUGCACACAUGAUCCUCACCUGUUAGAAUUAUGUUAGCUACCUACAGUCGUCCUCUUUUAGGUUUCUUGGUUUGAUAUUAAUGUCAUGUAGACUUCUCCCAUGUUUUCGCUAACACUACAAGGAAUGUGUGCAGAGUCGAUCGCUCCUUCUUCGAAAUAGAAAAUAAUCGGAAAGCUUGUUUUGUAGAACUUUGAGUUGGGUUUUUAGCGCUUACGUUUUCUUUUAUGCCAUUAGGUAGGCUUUGAUAUGUUUCAUGUAUUUCAUAUUGUAAUGACCGGGUAAGUUUCCUUCUUUUCUACCAGUUGCCUGUUUAACUGCUCAGCAGGUUAGUUUUCUUAGGGGACGGGGGAGUUUCGAAAUGACACUUAUGAAACAGAAAGAAAUAAUGCAGGAAAAUGUCAUUUUAUUUUUUGAAAAUAAACCAAAUUGACAACUUGUA